Zychaea mexicana is the source of this 1197-nucleotide messenger RNA. RefSeq lists its product as uncharacterized. The transcript has 4 exons. The coding region runs from base 1 to 1197 and encodes 398 amino acids. Lineage: Eukaryota; Fungi; Mucoromycota; Mucoromycetes; Mucorales; Lichtheimiaceae. The record is from RefSeq and is a predicted model, not a curated record.
AUGACGUUAUCAACCACGCAAAUAUUAUCGUCACUUAAGGAUUACUCCCAAUGCAACGAUGAGCUUGUGGUAGAAAUUAAGUGUACCAUUUUGGAACCUUUCCAGCCCGAUCUAUCACGUAUCCAAGCAGGUCAGCGCAUCGUCAAACCCACACGAGCCGAAUUCAAAGCCAUGACCACGAAACUCGCACCUCUCGCCAUGCGCAUCGUUAAUCAAUCCAUUGAAUCGUUACGAGAUCUGAAACAAAAAGAAACCAACAAAAAGGAGACACUCACAGAGAGCAGCAGGAAAACGGCGAUACGAUGCCUGAUCGAUUCUGCAUCUUAUUCCAUUGCUGGCCUGAAGCACAUGAGCGCAAGCACAACUCUCAAACCAUUGGAUAUUGAAAAGACAAUGUCUAACUUAAUUUGCAAGAUUGUCGAUCUUGGAGAGUAUACUCGUGCUUUAGAUGAACUGACCAAGCUGCGAUCAAGUUUGGCUAACACCAUCAAUAUAUCUACUGAGAAUGUACGUACUCAAUCGAUAUCGACAACGACAGCGACAAAGGCGGGUAUGUCACCGGUGAAGCCAUCCAAAGGGAACUUAUCGGCAAGCUCAUCACCACGACGAGGCUUCCUCACAGAAUCACCCAACAGAUUAUCCGACGUUGAAAUGGCCAGCUCACCAUGGGAAGAUAGCAUGUUGCAGAAGUACGGCGAUCUAUUUACCCUUUCAUUGGACACUACCAUCAAUGACACAACGACAGUCUUACUUGUAUUGGCAUAUCAAAUGAAUGCCAUCCGAUCAUGGACUGAUGUUGCUGACAGCUCCUUGGUACCGCAUUUGCCAAAGCUGUUGGAUCGUUCUGGAAACUAUCUGGACUGGUGUCGGCAUUUGAUGACUUUGGAUCCAACUCUUGCACGGAAGCAAUUUGGAUCUUUGCACAGGCAAUUAUGCAAAGCGGCUUCGAAAGCACCUCUCUCAGGUAGAUUUAUUUUGUUCCAUAUUUAUCUCUGCCUUUGUUUGUCCUGGAAAUUUUCACUGAUAAAUUGCCCAAUAGACAUAGGAUCUGGAAAAUCAUUUGCUUUGCAGGCCAUGGGCAUGGUUGCGUUAAGACACACCGACACCGUACCGAUCAAAUCACUAUGCAACCGCAUGGUCCAAAUUGGUGUUUCUUACGAAAGAUUACCUGGACGUUGUAUGUUUUUAAAGCAGUAA